Molecule: messenger RNA, 3510 nt
Organism: Colletotrichum lupini
Lineage: Eukaryota; Fungi; Ascomycota; Sordariomycetes; Glomerellales; Glomerellaceae
Exons: 23
Coding region: 1-3510 (1169 amino acids)
Source: RefSeq, a predicted model, not a curated record
AUGAACACCUAUCCGUACAGAGGACCUGGUGCCUUUGUUGACCUGAGUCUGCACACGUUGACAAUGGAGGUCACGGCACGACCUAAACUCUCACUCUCGUCAAACUCCCCACACGGUAGCGACCACAUGGGUAUCGCUUCUCCAAGCGACCAUCUGCCGGUGCAACGCGAGCCUGCCCCCACGCCCGGCACAUGGGACAGGGGACUUGGGGCCCCUCGAACCUUUGUCUUUCGUAUUGGCCAUGAUCGGACAAGUCGGAAUCCCAUACGACUACUCUACAUAGAGUCUGGACCGAUGAUUUAUACUUCGUACCAAAGCACAGAUAUUCGAACUACUACACUGCAAAGCGAGCCAUCCGAGUCCACAACCUCUGCCUCCCUCAUGUUCUACACCUCAACAUCCGUAUGCUGCUCUAGAGUCCAUCAUAUCCCUAGCGACAGAGUACAAGAGCACGUAAACAACCACUGGAUUACUUCAACGACUAGCUUCAGGAGGACCGGUAAGGCAGCAGAAGGUUCGAAGCCAUUGGUGCAUCUCAAUCCUCCCCACAUACCCUGUUUGACGACUCAGGCAUUGUGGUUGCAUCUCAUCGCAAUGCGUCCCUUCGCUCUAUUCCUCGGGGCUUGCGUCGGAAAAAUCUCUAACAAAGUUGGCCGCUUUGCGAUGCCAUGGUUAUUGGCCAUUGAGAGGGCCACACGGCUCAACAGAAUCAGCAUCACCUGUGCUCCCAUUACCUUUGGAAGAGCGGACUGGACAAACCACCCCCUCCUGUCGUCGCCGCUGUGGUCAAGACUCCAACUUUUCUUGUUUUUCGUUUUCGCACGCGUAUCAAGUCGCGACACUACUCCAAGCAACCAGACGAAUCCAGUAGUUCUGCCAUCGCGGACAGGACGACUCCGGCUAAACUCGCUCAUGGAGGUCAACUUGGACUUUCUCCCGGCCGGUCAUACUGGGCCAACCCAGUCAACAGUCUAUUGUCUCGCCACUGGCGCGGCCCAUUUACGCUUCGACCCUCUGCUGCUUAACCAACCCCAGCUUAUCGUCACAUAUCACAUACAUCCUAACAGCAUAAACGGCGCUGCUCCUGGGCAAUGGCAGCGGGCAGCCGAUCACUAUCCGAGCAUCGCCGAGUUUCUUUCAUCACUUGAACGUUGUGAGACUCUGCGACAACCGACCCCGGUGCCGCCCGAGCGCAAGGCUUGGCCCGUUGUCGGAUCUGGCUACCUCCCGUCGCCUUUUGACUUUCGAGACGGUGCGUGCCGUCGACGGCUGGUCUCCACCAACAUUGGAUCAUCAUCAGUGCGCAAUCGAUGCCAAUCGACCUUCUCUACCCGCUUGUCCACCACCACCACCUUCGGGGCCUCGAGUCACCACCUUACCUACCGUGUCAGUGUGGAUGGACACAUGUAUCCGUACGCUGGGUAUGGACUAUGGAUCAUGAUUACUGGUUGCUCAAGGAAUCUCGAUACUUUACCUACCUGCCUGUCAUCUGCGUUCCCAUGCUCCAUGACCGGUGCCUUUUUCACUUACACAAAGCCCUUCGGCCUACUCGGCUUGCAUUCCUCCCAUGACCAGGCUCAGCCGAAGAACUCACUUCUCGACUUCUCAUACACAGUACUCUGUCUCCGACGGGGCACUACUUUAACUCACGUCGACCCUAGAUCCAUGGCCAACAGCACCAUUCCUUGUCCAUGCCAGUCGAAAUGGAGGGGAGAGGAAGUCGAUCUAGCUAAGAUUACAGCCGCAACCCUCCACUCAUUGGUGCGCAUUCGACUCGUUUUGCGAUUCACCUUCCUUGCCCUUGGCGGCCGUGGUUUUGGCACUAAGGCUGCAUCUUGCUCUGGUUCGUCCGCUGGCCCUUCGUGCGUCUCCAUCCUCAACCGAAAGGGGUCCUUGUUGGAGAGCAACCUGAGACCAUCCAUGCCGCUGCAGAGAGAUGUCCGCUGCAGACUCAGGGAUUUUCCCAAGGGGGCCCAACAAGUGGAUGAUUCAUCAGAGACAGAAAGUCCUCUUGACGAUUGCCUUACUUGCUCCCGUCGAGCUCAUGCUUGCUGCGACUCAAGCCUGAAGCGAUUGCUAGAUCUCAAUAAGUUGCGGGAGAUUGACCACAGCCCCACGCUCGAAGCGUUUUGCAGCCAACAAGCUAGAUGCCUGCGUGCCAGCAUGUCCAUGUCUCCGGGCCUCUCAUGCACCGCGUCAGCUAUGAUGCUCUGCUGCUCGUCAUCAACCCUCUCCCACGCAUCCAGUGCCCGUACGGAUACCUCCAACGGAUACAGAUGGCUUGCGUGCUCGAGCAGUGGUCCAUUUUACCCAUACAACUGGGGGCAAUGCGCUUGCGGGAGCGAAAGGGAUCUCAAGACGGCCAGUGCCUCAAAGUUCGGAUGCGACAUCACACCGCCAGAUCGCGCGCACCACGUUCCUGGGCAAGCGGCUCGCGAGCUGCCAUUAACACCGAGAUUGAAACCAACCUCGAGCCAGGCCCAAACACACAGAGUAGCAAACUUCUGUUUGGCGCGAACCAGCCUUCGUCUCCAGCUGCCGCUGAAUAACAUCCUACAGGCAGCAAAAACUGCACAUUCGCAUCCCGACCGUCUAGACAAGUGCUCCAGCUCUUGCAUGAUCAUUGCCGACAUCCAGACCGCGUCAGAGGCGACUCACAGUCGCAAGGCGCAAGACGACAGGGAUAGCUUUGAAGUCAGCUGGCCCCCCACAGAAUGCAAUCGAUUGCCUGCUGGCCAACCACCUCCAUCAACGCUUGACUGCUCACAUUCCAGUGUUCGACCUACAUCGCACAGCCUUGUUAGAUCGACAAUUAGACUGACCCAGCGGGAAAAGGCGGGAACAUGCCGAUUCCAGGUCUUCGGGGGAGGGGAGUUCCUUGCAUUUGACAUCGCCUCGACUACGUUUACCCCGCCAAAGCUCACCAACUGUCACGACAUGAACUGCGGUGAGGGCCUCAUAUUUGUUUCUCCAGAGUUCCACCUUUGGGCAGAGACAGGCAAGCCCGAGCACGCCUCUUCGCCACUAACCUUGUCUAGUUCCCAGGUGCCUAAAUCUGGUUCGGAACCUGGCCUCACCGCAUCGCUGCCCGUCAUCAUUACCAGUCUAUUUGUCUUUAGUGACAUGCAGAAACAUUCUUGGAGAGGAGUGGCUGGAAGUCCUCGUUUCCGAAGUGGAUUUCUGCCCAGAUAUCCCCAAUCGCCCCGUCUGAAUCUCGCAGCGUACGGAGAUCUCCCGCAGUCUACAGGAUCUAAUCGGGAUGACCGACAUCUCGGUAUCCACCAGCUUCUCGCUUCUCAAAUCUUUGUGCCACCCCUGCAGACGAACCAGUUCUUCAGCGCGCCAUUCCAGGCGUUCCAUUCACCAUCGACGGAGAGCAAGAGACACCACCCAUUGGCUUUACUAGACAACCACACGACCAAGCAGAUGCCAGCCCAUGAUCAAGCGUUCCCUCCCCCUUCAGGUUGCCGGUCUUACAGGCUGCCAGCUAGUCCGAGGUUCGACAUGUGA